AUGUCUAAUAUUAUUCAAUUUUAAAAAUUGUUAUUUGUGACUACUUUUCUAUUUUAUGGAGUCUUAACAAAUAAAUAUAAAAAAAUCUCAUUGAAUAAUAGUCAAAGGAAAACAAAAGGAAUCUACAUAUCGCCAUUCUGGUUGGACUAACUCUAAUACACAGUUGAGCACUCAUCCUCAAUUGAUAGCAAUCUUCAACCACUUUGCCUGUCCUCUUUUCCUCAUCGCCUUUUUCUGGUAUCAAAUUUACUCAGAGAAGGAAAAACUUCUUGCCCCCAUGAUGCACAAGUCAUUCUGCCCGCAUUCGGAUCCCUAUAGAGCAGAUUUCAAAGCCUCAAAUAAAGAUUGCAUUUUUGACCUUGACCUUUUGUUCAUACCAGUACCCGAUGACAGUAGAACGACAGAGUAGGAUAUGUGA
Molecule: messenger RNA, 418 nt
Organism: Paramecium pentaurelia
Lineage: Eukaryota; Ciliophora; Oligohymenophorea; Peniculida; Parameciidae
Source: the annotation of a GenBank genome assembly